Molecule: messenger RNA, 1073 nt
Organism: Ornithodoros turicata
Lineage: Eukaryota; Metazoa; Arthropoda; Arachnida; Ixodida; Argasidae
Product: atlastin-2-like
Exons: 11
Coding region: 56-1012 (318 amino acids)
Molecular function (GO): GTPase activity; GTP binding
Source: RefSeq, a predicted model, not a curated record
AAUAAUACCCGAAACGAAAAUUACAAGAUGCAUAAAAGACAUCUCUAGUUUUUUAAUGCCGCACCCAGGGCACCAAAUCAAAGAGCUAACAUUCAACGGAGGAACACACGGAUUGCGUGAAGACUUCAAAACACAACUGGAUAAUCUCGUCUCUGUUCUUCUCUCUCCGGAGAACCUUGUACCAAAAAUGCUAAAUGGAAGGCCAGUAACCUGCGACGAUUUUAAAGGUCUUCUCCUGACGUAUUCAUCUUUGUGUAAAAGAGGGAAGCUGCCUGACGUGCAGACUGUGACUGACCAAGCUGCGUUCGUCCACAACCAGAAGGUCCUGAAGAAUAUUGACCAGGAAUAUGAAUUAGCCAUCACAGACGAGGUUGAAGAGAUACUGAAAGCACCAGACGCAGUGGACAAAAUCGGCGUGCUGAACAGAGCGCACGACAGACUGAAACGAGAAGCCUUAUCAAAACUUGGAAAUGCUCCUGUCAUGGGGAACAGAAUGAAUGAACUUCAAGAACAGUUGUCCCAGAUGAUCGACGUUUUCUACACGAAAUGCAAGAAGCCAAUCGUGUUCCUGGCAAAGGAACCAAAGAUGAUGCGAAAGCAACGUGCAGCUGAGUCCCAAUUCAAGGAGCACAAGAAAAAGAUGGAAGACUUCCAUAGACAGACUGGUGACACUGAAGAGGAUUCUGAUGAGGAGGCAUUAUAUUGGAAGCAAGCCAUUAAUAAGAUGGAAGACUUCCAUAGACAGACUGGUGACACUGAAGAGGAUUCUGAAGAGGAGGCAUUAUAUUGGAAGCAAGCCUUUAAUAAGGGUUCUGAUAUGUGCACAAACGCAAAGAGAGAUGUCAUCGCCAGGCACAUGAAACAGCAAGGAGUUCUUCUGGAGAAGGAGGAUAAGAAGAAAUAUGCCUGUGCACUCGCCACCACCAAUAUUUUUCGGAGAAUCCUGACAGCCGUUUGCAAACGUGUUGCUCCUGCUCUAUUGUCCAUGCUUUUACCGGCGAUUGCCUUCUGAUCUGCGUGAAGCUCGUGGAAAGUACUCUCAUUGCCAAUAAAGGUUACUUUACCACACCGUG